Molecule: messenger RNA, 4709 nt
Organism: Thalassophryne amazonica
Lineage: Eukaryota; Metazoa; Chordata; Actinopteri; Batrachoidiformes; Batrachoididae
Gene: smc2
Product: structural maintenance of chromosomes 2
Exons: 25
Coding region: 116-3718 (1200 amino acids)
Biological process (GO): chromosome organization
Cellular component (GO): chromosome
Molecular function (GO): ATP binding; protein binding; ATP hydrolysis activity
Source: RefSeq, a predicted model, not a curated record
AAUUUAAUUUUGCUGAGAGAAGACGCGACUGUAAACAAACAGUUCGUCAAACACCGCUGGGGUUUUUUUUUUUUCUUUGUCUCUGUCAAGUUUACAGGAAGUGGUCCGUUGAAAGAUGCACAUCAAAUCGAUUAUUAUCGAAGGUUUUAAGUCGUACGCGCAGAGGACGGAGAUUAACGGCUUUGACCCGCUUUUUAACGCCAUCACGGGACUGAACGGCAGCGGAAAGUCCAACAUUCUGGACUCCAUCUGCUUCCUUCUGGGCAUCUCCAACCUCUCUCAUGUUCGAGCGUCAAAUCUCCAAGACUUGGUUUACAAAAAUGGACAGGGUGGCAUCACCAAAGCCACUGUGUCGAUCACCUUUGACAACUACAACAAAAGCCAAAGCCCUCUUGGUUUUGAAACCCAUGAUGAAAUCACUGUAACCAGACAGGUUGUAAUUGGUGGCAGGAACAAGUAUCUUAUCAAUGGAGUCAAUGCCAACAACACCAGAGUACAAGACUUGUUCUGUUCUGUUGGUCUCAAUGUCAACAACCCACAUUUCCUCAUCAUGCAGGGAAGGAUCACAAAGGUUCUGAAUAUGAAGCCACCAGAGAUCCUUGCCAUGAUUGAGGAGGCAGCAGGCACCAGGAUGUAUGAAUGUAAAAAGAUCAGUGCUCAAAAAACCAUUGAGAAGAAAGAGGCUAAACUGAAAGAGAUUCAAACUAUUUUGGAUGAAGAAAUUACACCAACCAUGCAAAAGCUUCAAGAGGAACGAUCAUCGUACCUGGAGUACCAGAAGCUGAUGCGCGAGAUCCAGCACUUAUCCCGGCUGUAUGUUGCCUGGCUUUUUGUGUGUGCAGAGGAAACUAAGCUGAAGUCUGCGGACAAUUUAAAGGUGAUGCAGGAUAACAUCACCAAGAUGCAAGCCUGCAUGGCUGAGAACAAGUGCAAAGUAAAGGAGCUUACAGCCCAGAUCCAGGAACUGCAGAAGAAAAAAGACCAGGAGGUGAAUGGAGUGCUGAAAUCACUUGAGGAGGCACUAGCUGAGGUGCAACGUGUGGACGCCAAAGCACAGAGUACACUUGACCUGAAAAAACAAAAUCUUAAAGAUGAAACCAAGAAGAGGAAAGAGCUCAUCAAGACUAUGGAAGAGGACAAGAAAAUGCUCGAGGUCAAAGAAAAGGAGGUUUCUAAAUUGACUGAGGCACUUCAGGCUCUGCAGCAAGAAGGCCAGAAGGAGAGCACUGCCCUGGAGGCUGCUGAGCAGCAUUUCCGGGCGGUGUCUGCAGGACUCUCCACAAAUGAGGAUGGAGAGGAGGCCACGCUGGCCGGGCAAAUGAUGGCCUGCAAGAAUGACAUGAGCAAAGCAGAUACAGAGGCCAAACAGGCCCAGAUGACCCUGAAGCAUGUGCAGGCUGAGCUAAAUACCAAACAGGCAGAAGUGAAAAAGAUGGACAGCGGUUACAAGAAAGACCAGGACGCCCUGCAAGCCAUCAGAAACAGCAGGGAGAAACUACAGGCUGAGUUAGCCAAACUCAACUAUGAAGAUGGAAAGGAGGAGAGCCUGCUGGAGAGUCGAAGACAGUUAUCCAGAGAAGUCGCCAAGCUUAAGGAGACCUACGAGAAUCUUGUGUCGCGUUUCCCAAACCUGCGCUUUGACUACAAGGACCCUGAGCGAGGAUGGGACCGCAGCAAAGUGAAGGGACUGCUGGCAAACCUGAUCACAGUCAGUGAUGUCUCUUACGCUACAGCACUGGAGGUUGUAGCAGGAGGACGGCUUUAUAACAUUGUUGUUGACACAGAGGUGACUGGUAAAAAGCUGCUAGAGAAAGGAGAGCUGCAGCGACGCUACACCAUCAUUCCGCUGAAUAAGAUCUCUGCCAAGACGCUCCAUGAGAAUGUGGUCAGCAGCGCCAAGAAGCUGGUGGGAGGUGACAACGUCCACACUGCUCUGUCUCUAGUGGGCUAUGAGGCUGACCUGCGUAAAGCCAUGGAGUACGUGUUUGGAUCGACACUGGUUUGUGACACCCUGGACAAUGCCAAGAAAGUGGCUUUUGAUAAGCAGGUGAUGACCAAGACGGUCACUCUCGGAGGCGACAUUUUUGACCCUCAGGGAACCCUGAGCGGAGGAGCUCGCUCCCAGUCGGCAUCGCUGCUGUCUAGUCUGCAGGAACUAAAGGAGGUUCGCGACAGCUUGAAUGACAAAGAAGCCCAGCUUCAAGAAACUGAACGACAGCUAGCCAGCCUGAAGGCUACCGCGGAAAAGUACAGACAGCUGAAGCAGCAGUAUGAGCUGAAGGUGGAGGAGGAACAGAUUCUGCAGACAAAGCUGCAGCAGAGCGCCUUCCACCAGCAACAGGAGGAGCUGCAGAGGCUACGCAAGGCCAUCGAGGAGAGCAAGGAGACUCUGCGCGUCACCAAGGAGGUGCAAAAGCGAGCUGAAGAGAAGUACAAAGUUCUGGAGAACAAGAUGAAGAAUGCUGAGGAAGAGAGGGAGAAGGAGCUGAAAGCCGCCCAGCAGAAACUCAACGCAGCCAAGGCCAAAGCCAACACCUUCAACAAGAAGCUGAAGCAGAAGCAGCAGGAGUCUGAGGCGGUGGCCCUGGAGCUGGAGGAGCUGCGCAGGGAGCAGGCCGGCUACGAGCAGCAGAUCCAGGCUGUGGACGAGGCCAUGAAAGCCAUCCAGGAGCAGAUAGACAGCAUGUCGUGCACGGUGUCCCAGAACAAGGAGGCCGUGCGAAAUGCCCAGGAGGAGUUCGCCAAGCAGAAGGAGGUGAUCAUGGCUCAGGACAAAGAGCUGAAAGGGAAAAGUGCGGAGGCCAAUAAAAUAAUGGAACAGAACAACGAAGUCCAGCUAAAGAUCAAGGAGAUGGAGCACAACAUUAACAAACACCGCAAAGACAGUCAUGAUGCUGCUGAGAAGGUGAAUCGGAUGUUGGAGGAACACGACUGGAUCCAGUCAGAGCGGCAAUUCUUUGGGCAGCCCAACACAUCUUAUGAUUUUAAGGUCAAUAACCCUCGUGAGGCUGGCCAGCGCCUGAAGAAGCUGGAGGAGACCACCAGCAAGCUGGAGAGGAAUGUGAACAAGAGGGCCAUGAACAUGCUGAAUGAGGCAGAAGAAAGGUAUAACGACCUGAUGAAGAAGAAGAGGAUUGUGGAGAAUGAUAAAGCUAAAAUCCUGCAGACUAUCGAGGAACUGGACCAGAAGAAGAACGAGGCUCUAAACCUGGCAUGGCAGAAGGUAAAUAAGGACUUUGGCUCCAUUUUCUCAACCCUGCUGCCAGGAGCCACUGCCAAACUGGCUCCUCCUCAGGGCUGCGGUGUGCUCGAUGGGCUGGAGUUCAAGGUGGCCUUGGGCAACACCUGGAAGGAGAACCUGACAGAGCUCAGUGGAGGACAAAGGUCACUGGUGGCUUUGUCUCUGAUCCUGGCCAUGCUGCUGUUUAAACCUGCUCCCAUCUACAUCUUAGACGAGGUGGACGCCGCUCUGGAUCUCUCUCACACGCAGAACAUUGGACAAAUGUUGCGUACACACUUUAGACAUUCCCAGUUUGUGGUGGUGUCCUUGAAAGAUGGCAUGUUCACCAACGCCAAUGUGCUCUUCAAGACAAAGUUUGUUGAUGGCAUGUCCACCGUAACGCGGACGGCGCUGAGCCAAAGCGAUGCCUACCUUUCACGCAAAGGCCAAGAAAAGGCGUGUCAAAAAGACAAGCGGCCCAAACAGCUCAUCAGUUAAUCGUGAGCACGGAAAUAGGACAGUUUUUCUUUUUUGUUCUUAUUUUCUUUUAACAUUCUGUCUGGUGUCACAAUAUCGUGGCAUCUGUUAAUGUCACAGAAUUAUGUGUUUCCUCUGAGUGUAAUCAGGAGUUCUUUUUGCAGAUGUUUCCUUGACAGCAGUUAGCUGUUUUAACUGUUGGCAGUUAUACCCAUUUAUAAUUUAUACAGUUAGUCCCAAUUUGGACGUUGCCCGGGUUUUGUUUCAGCUGUCGCUGCAUGUUGGAGAUGAAAGUGAAUAAUGAAUGAGCUCGUUUUACUGUCACUUUGAAAAAUUUUAGAACUUCUGUUCUACGGAGUUGCAGACUUCAGUGGCUGUGAUUGGACAGACUGUACACCAGUCACACUUGGAUUUUCUGUUUUCUUUGGCACGUUGUCACAUACACACUCUCUCCAAUUACAGCCACUGAAGCUUGUAAGUACAGUUGUUUAGAUUUGUGUUUGUGUCCGAUCAGUCAGGCGUGAGGACAAAACUUGAAAUAAACUGAAUGUUUUAUCUACUCACUUCUGAAAGAAAUAGACAUGGCAAACUGUCCGGAAGGAUCACACAGUGAUUCCUGCAGUGUUCACUUGAUCCAGAUACAGUAACUCUCCAAUCAAAACAGUCUGCGCUCAGGUCAUAUUCAGAGCUCUAAUGCGCUGUGACAGACGCAUACAGUCACAAAAAAUAAGCAGUGUCUAAUUAAAUAUGGACCCAACUGUCUUACUGUGGUCUCAGCUUAGUUUAACAUUUAAGUGCAAGUUCCUUUGAGUCACUUUAUCUCAUCUUUUCUGUCCAUGCUGAUCUUCUUAGAGAAAUUAAGUGUCUUGAUCCAUUUAAUGUUAAUGUUUAUAUUUUAGUAAAUAAAGCAAUGCAGAAAGACUCUUUUGCAGCUGUCACUCAUUCAUAACUUAUCAGUUUUUUAAAGCUACAGUGUGCAGGACUUAAGGGCGUUAAUUAUGAGCAGAAUUGG